Messenger RNA from Populus trichocarpa (black cottonwood), 2907 nucleotides. Its product is annotated as subtilisin-like protease SBT4.6. The transcript has 11 exons. NCBI's taxonomy places the organism in Eukaryota, Viridiplantae, Streptophyta, Magnoliopsida, Malpighiales, Salicaceae. Gene Ontology annotation, biological process: proteolysis. Bases 516 to 2720 code for a protein of 734 amino acids. The record is from RefSeq and is a predicted model, not a curated record. Gene Ontology annotation, molecular function: serine-type endopeptidase activity.
CUCUCUAAUAAUGGCAAGAAAAUAUUACAAAUAUUUGACCAAUCAUACAAUAAAUUUACUUUUAAUAUAUUAGUCUCCUAGAAAUUUCGUUCCUGAUAUAAAAAUAAUCUUUUCGUGUCCAGCAGCAAUGAAUGCUCUGCUCGCUAGCAAUUUCCUAUGAGAAAAUCUCACCCACGAAAAUUCUUCCUCCUCUACACUAAAUAUAUACCAUAAAUCAAGCAAAGAACCGGAUUAAAGGAGUGAAAUAAUGCAUUGUAUCCCAUUAUUGUUUCGAAAACAUUAAUUAACUCACCUGGCAAAUGUCAGCAGGUAUAGAAAUAAAAGAUUAUGAAAUAUUGUGUGUGCCCAUCUUAGGUAAGACAAUAACAAGAUUCUGCAAUAUUAGAAUUAUUAUUCUUUUGCUUAACUAAUAUAGGAAUAUAUUCCAGUUAUGCACGAAAUUUUUUCUUAACGUAUUAAGAAAUCUCUGGUGUAAUUCUAUAGAAGCAUUGUUCUCAAGGUUUGAGCAAUAAACAAUGGCGCAGUACGGAUCUAUCCCGCUCUGUAUUCUUACACUAAGCAUUAGUGUAUUGUUUUGCAGUGCUACUGGUGAUGAUAGAAAGGAAUACAUAGUGUAUAUGGGGUCACUUCCAGAGGGUGAAUACUCGCCAUCAUCUCACCACCUCAGUUUGCUUCAAGAAGUUGUUAAGGACAGCUCUUCUGAAAAUGUCCUUGUUAGAAGUUACAAAAGGAGUUUCAAUGGAUUUUCUGCAAAGCUCACAAGUGAGGAGGCACAAAAGCUAGUAAGUAAGAAGGAAGUGGUCUCUAUUUUUCCGAGUACAACUCUCCAACUUCAAACAACAAGAUCUUGGGACUUUAUGGGUUUCAAUGUGACUGCAAGUGGAAAACGAGGCACUCAUAGUGAUAUUAUUGUUGGUGUCAUUGAUACUGGAAUUUGGCCAGAAUCAGAGAGUUUUAAUGAUGAUGGUUUCGGCCCUCCUCCCAGGAAGUGGAGGGGUGCCUGCGAAGGUGGCGAAAACUUCACUUGCAACAACAAAAUCAUUGGAGCUAGACAUUAUUCAUUUUCGUCUGCAAGGGAUGAUCUAGGCCAUGGAUCACAUACCGCCUCUACAGCAGCUGGGAACAUAGUAAAGAAAGCUAGCUUUUAUGGACUGGCACAAGGUACUGCCAGAGGAGGGGUACCCUCAGCGAGAAUUUCUGCAUAUAAAGUAUGUGGUCCAGGUUCAUGCCAAUCAAGCGAUAUCCUUUCCGCAUUUGAUGAUGCUAUUGCUGAUGGAGUUGAUAUUAUAACAAUCUCAAUUGGAGGAAACCAAGCACAAGAAUUUGAUACUGAUGUCAUUGCAAUUGGUGGUUUUCAUUCAAUGGCGAAAGGAAUUCUUACUUUACAAUCUGCAGGAAAUGAUGGUCCUGUAUCAGGAUCAGUGGCAAGUGUGGCACCAUGGAUAUUCACUGUUGCUGCAAGCAGCACGGAUCGUCGGAUCAUAGACAAAGUUGUUCUUGGGAAUGGAAAGACAUUAGUCGGGAAUUCUGUUAAUUCUUUCAGUCUAAAAGGAAAAAAGUUUCCUCUGGUAUACGGUAAGGGUGCAUCAAGAGAAUGCAAGCAUCUUGAAGCAAGCCUUUGCUAUAGCGGCUGUUUAGACAGAACUUUAGUGAAGGGAAAGAUUGUACUGUGUGAUGAUGUGAAUGGAAGAACUGAGGCUAAAAGAGCUGGAGCUCUUGGCGCGAUCCUUCCAAUUAGUUUUGAGGAUAUUUCCUUUAUCUUACCUUUGCCUGGAUUGAGUUUAACAGAAGACAAACUUAAUGCUGUCAAGUCAUAUCUGAAUUCCACGAAGAAACCUUCAGCAAACAUAUUAAAAAGUGAAGCCAUUAAGGAUAAUGCUGCACCUGAAGUUGCUUCUUUCUCUUCUCGUGGUCCAAAUCCCAUCAUAUCAGAUAUUUUGAAGCCAGAUGCCAGUGCCCCAGGUGUAGAUAUCUUGGCUGCAUUCCCACCUGUUCUUUCACCUACAGACGACACUGCAGACAAGAGGCAUGUUAAGUACAGUGUGAUGUCUGGAACCUCCAUGGCUUGCCCUCAUGCUGCCGGUGUAGCGGCUCAUGUUAAAGCAGCUCACCCUGAUUGGUCUGCUUCAGCUAUUAAAUCUGCUAUUAUGACUACUGCUUGGCCCAUGAAUGUUACUGAAAGAUCAGAGGGAGAAUUUGCUUUCGGAUCUGGGCAUGUAAAUCCAGUAACAGCCAUUCACCCUGGACUUGUUUAUGAAACACAGAAGAGUGACUACAUACAACUGUUCUGUGGCCUGGGAUAUACUGCAGAGAAAAUCCGGCAAAUCUCAGGAGACAACAGCAGCUGUAGUAAGGCCGCUAGAAACACCCUGCCAAGGGAUUUGAAUUACCCUUCAAUGGCAGCUAAAGUUGCAGUGGAGGAGUCCUUCACAAUUAAAUUUCAUAGAACAGUUACAAAUGUUGGCAAUGCAAACUCAACCUACAAGGCAAAAAUCUUCUCACGUUCAUCACUCAAGAUCAAAGUUGUGCCUGAAGCUCUCUCCUUCAAGUCCUUGAAAGAGAAGAAGUCGUUCGCUGUAACUAUUGUUGGUCGAGAUUUGACAUAUAACUCAAUUCUGUCUGCAUCGUUGGUGUGGUCUGAUGGUUCUCACAGCGUGAGGAGUCCAAUUGUUGUUUACGGAGGGGGAGAUGAAUUUACAACUCCAUCAGCUUAUAAUUAGCAUGCUUGCCGUAUCGAAUUCCAGUGUACUCGUGAAAUAAUGUAGACUUCGAAUUUGCAUCAGUUAUGAUGUGUUCAAUUUCUCGGGCAACUAAUACAUCCAUGCUUGUAAUUUCUCAUGAACAGAAAUGCUACAAAUUAUCAUCCUUUCUACUCCAUCUAUACGAGUUUUGUUACAGAUACGAAAA